AGAGAGAGAGAGAAGAGAGAGCGAGACCCACACCACACAAGCUCGCUGACGCUCUGAGUAUCUCCCUUUUACUUUGCAGCCUCCCAUCACUUCCCUCUCUGUGCUGACCCACACCUGUACCUUCUCCCAAAUCGGCUGAUAUCUUCUGGCCCCGAACUCCAAUCUUAAAUUAAGAAACUGAUGGAGUGGAAGAAGGAGAGUUUCACUCGAUAGAAGAGCAGCUGUCAGCAACAGAGUUGCUUUAAAGAAAAUCGCCCGAGGGGGACAGAAACAGACGGGGACGAGCGGAGACAGGCGAAGGAGCGAAAAAGAGAGGAAGACUGCUUCAGGUGACCGAGUUGAAAUGGAGGUGCACGGCAUGCGCGAUUAGGGAGCGCUGGGCUUUUGUUAAGGUGGAUUACAAAAGUGAAAAAGCCUCCAGAACUGACCGGGACCGCCUUUUUUCUGCUUGAGUUGACGGAUUGUCUCCGAAUCAUGAACGUGUCGCCUCCAGACCGCAGGAAAAACAUGCGAGAAUUGGCUCUGGAGAUUGGCAUCAGAGUUCUGCUUUUCGGAGUUUUCGUAUUUACAGAGUUUCUGGAGCCCUUUGAGAGAGUGAUUCAACCAGAGGAGCUUUGGCUCUACAAGAAUCCUCUAGUUGAGUCAGACCACAUUCCCAAGAGGGUCAUGUUCGCAAUUUCAUUCCUUACUCCACUGGCAGUGAUAUUUGUGGUGAAGAUAAUUCAGAGGACGGACAAGACAGAGAUAAAAGAGGCUUGUUUAGCUGUAUCCCUUGCUCUUGCUCUAAACGGAGUCUUCACAAAUACUAUCAAGUUGAUUGUUGGCAGACCGAGGCCAGACUACUUACAGCGUUGUUUCCCAGAUGGGCAAAUGAAUGCAAAGAUGCUUUGCACUGGGGAGCCGGCGGUAGUCUCCGAGGGGCGCAAGAGCUUCCCCAGCAGCCAUUCCUCCUUUGCAUUCUCAGGUCUUGGUUUCACCUCCUUCUACCUGGCGGGAAAGUUGCAGUGUUUUACGGAUCAAGGUCGCGGGCGUAGCUGGCGUCUCUGUGCUAUGGUGCUGCCUCUUUACAGCGCCAUGAUGAUUGCACUGUCCCGGACCUGUGACUACAAACACCACUGGCAAGACGCCUUUGUUGGAGGAGUGAUCGGGUUGCUGUUUGCAUACAUUUGCUACCGCCAGCACUACCCCCCCUUCCUGCACAUGGACUGCCACCUGCCUUAUGCCAGCCUGGCUGUCGCCACGCACACGCCCAUGCAUCCUCAGGACGACCCGCAGCCCACUGACAACGCCACCACCCUUCCCCUGGAAGGCUUGACUGAAGGGCCAGUAUGACUAGUGGCCACCACUGAGACUACCCCCAACGCCCUCACCAAGCCGCCAAGCCCACCCCCCAUUCCCAGUGACUGACUGACUCUUGUAUACAUUCCAGUGGACAGUGAAACGCCUCAUGCAUUUCUAUUCUCUUAAACCCCACACUGCGGGUGGCACCUACAUUAUUCCUGUUUUGUUUUGUUUUUCUCUUUGAUUUUGCUCAGCAGCCAUUAAAGUCUAUAUUUAGAUGUGUUGUAUGCGAGGAACCUACGAAUAUGGGACAUUGCCACAGAGAGGGACGAGAAAAAAAAUGUUGAAAACCUGAGGAGAUGUCUUACUAAUGGCUGUGAAAGAAGAUGAAAAUAUUGCCAGCUUUCGCUGGAAUCUUUCUGCGUAAUGAGAGACACGGUUGGCAGGUUGCUAUAUGCUGGAGUAUAUUUAUUGUUUGGUUGUAAAGAAAUGGGACAGAUGGUUGAGGAGAUCCCAUGAAAUGUCACAGCAAUCAAACCAUGAAAUUAAACUAGUGUUAUUGUAUAUGUCACACUUUAAAACAAAAUGUGGAAUCUGAUAGCACCUCAUGCCAGAAACGAAACAACAUCCUGUGUUUCAUUUAAAUCUACAGAUGUCUUCUGCAUUUUGUAGGGCACCAGGCCUAAAACUUUAAGGCAUGCAGGAGCAGUCUAUAUUCAUACCUCUACUAUUUCCAGCAGUUUUAUUUUAUUGUCUGGCAGCAUAACGAUAAAUAAAGAACCAAUACUCACUUAGGGAAGCACAGCUCCAUGUCAAAAGCAAUGUUUUUUUUUUCAUUAUUCAAAUUCUCACCAUUCUCUUGGGCUUUAAACCCUGCAUAUCACCACUUCCUCAUUUCUCUCCCUCCUCCUCUCCUUGUCACCAUCAAACUCUAUUUUUCACUUGCUUUGCAUUUAACACUUGUUCCCCGAGGUUGCACAGGGACACGGACCCUCAGUGGGGGCAAUCAAUAACAGCCAAGCGGGAAUGCUGUGGCAGAAGUGUGUCUGGGAAGGCGCAAACCCCAAUCUGCUUCUGCAUUAAUCCUCAUUAAGCACGGUCAGCCACUGCUCCUUAUGAGGGCAUUAGAACUAUAUGAGGUGCCCCGUGAACUGCCCAUGCAUCGCAAAUGGCUUUCAGUCCAAUGUAGCCCCACAAAUAGACAAUCUAGUAUUCAGCAGACUAGAGAUCUGAACCCAGGGCUGUGAUUAUGGUGUAUUUAUCAUCCAUUAAAGUUCAAUUUUUUCUUAAUAUAGGGACAGCAUGUUGAAACAAGCAAACACCAAAGAUCUGUAGGUUUUUUUUAUGCCUAGGUAGUAUGCACCAAGUUUUUCAUUAUGAACAGAAAUCCCAGAUAGCUAGAUGACUGGUUUCCUAUCAUCAACAAAGCAAUUUGUAGCCUUUUGCAGUUAGAAAUGAUGUUUUUUUUCAUUGCCUUGGUUACUAUGCGCUUUUUUGCCAUUGCUGUGACAUUAAUGGGAAAAUUAGAUAUUAGGACAGCUCUAACCCAAACGAGCACUAAAAAGCAAUGUGUUGGGCGAUGCAGGAGAACUGCACAGCAUAACAGAAUGAAUGAGCAGCAAGCCAAAUGUAGAAAGCUUUUUUUUUUU
This is a messenger RNA of Haplochromis burtoni (Burton's mouthbrooder), 2930 nucleotides long. RefSeq names its product phospholipid phosphatase 4 (gene plpp4). The transcript has 7 exons. NCBI's taxonomy places the organism in Eukaryota, Metazoa, Chordata, Actinopteri, Cichliformes, Cichlidae. Gene Ontology annotation, biological process: phospholipid metabolic process. Gene Ontology annotation, molecular function: phosphatidate phosphatase activity. The record is from RefSeq and is a predicted model, not a curated record. Bases 475 to 1332 code for a protein of 285 amino acids.